Molecule: messenger RNA, 1134 nt
Organism: Triticum urartu
Lineage: Eukaryota; Viridiplantae; Streptophyta; Magnoliopsida; Poales; Poaceae
Source: RefSeq, a predicted model, not a curated record
AUGACAAACGAUGUCAAUCUCAUGUACCAGAAGUACGUUGCCGAGUUGGACACGAUUACGCCUGAGCAGGUGGAAUGGCAGCCAUAUGGCGCCGAUGACAGACUUGGGUACACCCCGGAGUUUACCAUCAACCCGAUGUGCUUGCGGGAUAGGGAUCUCUGGCGUAUGCGGUGCCCACUGAUAUGCAACUGGGUUGUUGAGUUUCAUUUGCCACAUCGCGUGUCUCGUCAGUUUGGUCUGUUCCAGCCUCACCCGCUGGAAUGGGUGGAUACGGACAAAGCACUUCAUAGGUUGGACAGGAGAAGGCAGCGGAAGAUAAAGGACUGGGACAAGCAUCAUGCUUCGUAUGUUACCCGCUUCCAGCUUUGUGUGGAGGAAGCUCGUAGCAGUGCACGCGCCAAGCUUCGUGAGCAUAGUCCACUUGCUUUUGAUAACUACAUACGAUGGCUUCUUGAAAAUACUCGAGUUGAGAUAUGCCCGCCGGCAUAUAAUGAGGAUAUUCUUGAAGAACCCGUAAACUUUGAGGAUCUAUCAAAGGGGAAGUACAACAGAGAUGUCAGGGUAGGGCACGGAGUCCCUGCUGUGCCGAUCAAGAAAGCAGCUGAUGAGAGCCAGUCUAUUCUGGAGGAAACACCGGUUGGAAAAGGCAAUGAUGAUGGUCCACUACGAGCAUUCCUCAAGUGUCAGGCCAGGAAGUUAAGGCGGUUAUCGAAUCUUCUCGGUUGCCGUGAUCCCGAAAUUGAUGAACCAUCUGCCUCUAGGUCUGGUACACCAUCAGACCCCUCAUCUCACCAUCAGAGGGACGAUGUGAGUUCCUCAUAUGCUUAUCAGGAUGAUGAGGGUGCGGCCACCCAAGAGGGCGAUGAGCUUGAUGAUGACAUGACUUUGGCGGACGCUCAACUUCGGUCCCCAUAUGUGUUCAAGCCUAGGCAGCCCAGACGCUGGUACACGCCCAACGACUUUGACAACAGAGGCAACCCAAAGGUGGUCGUAGGGACCUCGCGGAUGGCUAGCUUGGAUCAUGAGGCGGAGGCGGAGGCGGAGGAGGAAGUGCAGGAAGAGGAGGCUCGUCCAUCCAGGAAGAAGAAGAUUGCCUGCAGGCGUGGCACCAGGAACAUGUGCGGAAGGCAUUAG